GGGCCGCCCGACUGACGGACUCCUCAGGCUCGCCCGCCAUGCCUUCGCCUGCGGUUCGUGGCGGCCGCGCUCCCCUCCUGGGGCCCACCCUCGCCUGCUGCCUCCUGCUGAUCCUGCCCUGCCCCGGCGUCCCCGCGCCCCCCGGCCGCCGCCCACCCGUCGUGUUAGUGCCCGGGGACUUGGGGAACCAGCUGGAGGCCAAGUUGGACAAACCCACAGUGGUACACUAUCUCUGCUCCAAGAAGACAGACAGUUACUUCACCCUCUGGUUGAAUCUGGAGUUACUUCUCCCUAUCAUUAUUGAUUGCUGGAUUGAUAAUAUCAGGCUGAUCUACAACAAAACCACCAGGGCCACCCAGUUUCCAGAUGGUGUAGAUGUUAAAGUUCCAGGCUUCGGACAAACAUUUUCUUUGGAAUUUCUUGAUCCCAGUAAAAGAAGUGUUGGCAUGUACUUUUUUAAUCUGGUGGAGAGCCUUGCAGAUUGGGGCUACAGGAGAAAUGGAGAUGUCAGGGGAGCCCCAUAUGAUUGGCGGAGAGCACCAAAUGAGAAUGGCGAGUAUUUUGAAGCACUCCAGAAGAUGAUUGAAAUGAUGUACGAACAGUAUGGGGGGCCUGUGGUUUUGAUUGCCCACAGUAUGGGUAACAUGUACACCCUGUACUUCCUCAACCAGCAAUCUCAGGACUGGAAAGACAAGUACAUCCAUUCCUUUGUGGCAUUAGGUGCCCCCUGGGGGGGCGUGGCAAAGACCCUCCGAGUUUUGGCUUCAGGAGACAACAACCGGAUUCCUGUCAUCAGUACGCUGAAGAUCCGAGAGCAGCAGAGGUCUGCAGUUUCUACCAACUGGUUGCUCCCGUAUAAUUACACCUGGUCUUCAGAUAAAGUGUUUGUGAGCACCCCCACAGCCAAUUACACCCUCCGGGAUUACGAGAAGUUCUAUAAGGAUAUUAACUUUACGGAUGGCUGGUACAUGAGACAAGACACAGAACCCUUGGUCUAUCCGAUGACCCCUCCUGGGGUGCGGCUUCACUGCCUAUACGGCACUGGAGUCCAAACACCGGACUCAUUCUUCUAUGAGAGCUUCCCUGAUCGAGACCCCAAGAUCUUCUACAGCAAUGGCGACGGAACUGUGAACCUGCAGAGUUCGUUGUACUGCCACAAAUGGGUAGGCCAACAGAAGCAGGAGGUGACGCUGUUAGAGCUGCAAGGUAAUGAGCAUAUUGAAAUGCUCUCAAACAUCACCACCAUUUCCUAUUUGAAAAAGGUUCUCUUUGGUUCGUGACCACGCGUUCUGGUAGCCAACUCCAUCACCCCGGAUGCCUUCCCUUUUAACAAGGGGGAAACACUACUUCGAUGCCGUGAAAUUUAUUUUCCUUUUUACACUUUUGGAACCUCUUCGUCUUUCUCCCCGUGCCACCUUAUGAACUAUGAACUAAUGGUUAGUGAUCACCUGUCUCUUUGGAUUUGAUAUCUGUAAUCCCAUCCUGACCCCCCUGAUUCCUUGUCACGUGUUUUCUGGGGCGCCCAGUGAACUAUUCAGUGUUUCAACACUAUAGUUGAUGAAUUUGCUCACCAUUCUGCCCAAAAGAAGUGAAUUCUCUCACAGAGGAAAGAACCAGUGGUCUGACUCACUUCUGCAAUGAUAAAAGUGUAGACAGUAUCAGGGAGCUGAGAGGAAAGUAUGGUUUGUCCAAAGCUCUGUUUUCCCUGUCUGCUUCUGUGGGGUGUUUUAUGAAUUUAAAAGCCACAAAAGCAAAUAGAAAACCUCGGAAGUUGGGGAAAGAAUACUUUCAUUUGGUUCUAAAGUAUAUUUUAUUUUCACACUGCCACAUAUUAAGCUAACUGGCUUCUGGGGAAGAAAAGAUCAAAGUUAAGUUCUUGAUUGUCUUCAGUCUUUUGCGGAAGCGAGACCAUGGAGCAACUGCACUCCUUAGUUCUUGAUCAAACUGCUGCUCAGUCAUGGGGCUUGAGGGUCUCAGGCUGCUCCUUCCUGAACAAGAAGGAAAGUACAGCCCUAAUUCAACGGGCCUACUUGAUUCCAUGAAAAAGGAUGCCGUCAGGAUUAGGUAAUGUUUGGAUUGCCAUAUGUGUUUGCUAAACUGUUCAGGCACCAAAGUAACCACAGAUCUUAAAGAUACCAGUUUGAGAGGUGCAUGCGUAGGUGGUCAUGGCAGUAAGGCUGCUGUUACCUCUGUCAGUAAAUCAGGAGUUUUUUCUUUCACUAGGAUAUUUAGGUUUUUUUAAAGACCUGUAAAGAUGCAGGCUCAGUUCUGUGACUAAGGUCCAUGAGACAUUUUAAUUUUACACCUGGAAUGAUGGGGCAGGAUACAAGCAGGUUAAAUGCAGCAUUUGCUGACUUGGUUUUUUUAAGUCCCAGUGGGGCUACCCUUAGAGAGACUAACUUCUCUUCCUCCUCUGCCCAUCAAAGGCAGGCCAUUGAUCCUUAGCAAGGACAGGGCCCACAAGCCUCGACUCAAGUAGCCCAUUGCUCUCGCCACUGUUCCUUCAUCUGCUGUGUCUGACUGAAAGAUUGACACCCCCCCACCACCAAACUCCCCGCUCCCCACUCCAUUAACCCUGUAAUCUGUGCAAGGGCACAGAUGUGGCCACACAGGCAUCCCAGGUUGCUGUGCCAAGAUCCUUGAGGGGCUCCCUUGCAGGAGCCCACCCCUCCCCUACUCUUUUUAAGUACAUAAACAGUUUUUUGAGGGGGUUGUUAAAUGAACCAGAUCAACAUUAUUGCUAUUUCCAAAUGUUUAAAUCAAGGCUGGGCACUACUGUGGUGACCAAAGACAUUAACCUUUCUCAAAAGCAGAGCCCCCAAAGAAUGUUUAAGUAGAAAGAACACUGCCUUAUUUUCCCUCACCUCACUACAAUAGCCAAAUUUCAGCAUGAUCCAUUGUUCAGUUGUCUUCAGCCUCCUCCCAGUACCCACAGGUUUAUCUGUCUCUCUUGAAGCUUUUUAUUCUUCCAGCUUCUCUGGCCUUCCUUUAAGGUUAUAUGUAAAUAUCUGUUCCUGCUUUUACUUGUGCUGUAUAUUUGCCCAUGUUGGUGCGCACGCAUGUGUGUGUGUC
Tachyglossus aculeatus (Australian echidna) is the source of this 3072-nucleotide messenger RNA. RefSeq names its product phospholipase A2 group XV (gene PLA2G15). NCBI's taxonomy places the organism in Eukaryota, Metazoa, Chordata, Mammalia, Monotremata, Tachyglossidae. Bases 39 to 1280 code for a protein of 413 amino acids. The transcript is spliced from 6 exons. The record is from RefSeq and is a predicted model, not a curated record. Gene Ontology annotation, biological process: phosphatidylcholine metabolic process; ceramide metabolic process. Gene Ontology annotation, cellular component: lysosome.